Tupaia belangeri chinensis (Chinese tree shrew) is the source of this 3505-nucleotide messenger RNA. RefSeq names its product solute carrier family 22 member 15 (gene SLC22A15). Gene Ontology annotation, molecular function: transmembrane transporter activity. Gene Ontology annotation, biological process: transmembrane transport. The record is from RefSeq and is a predicted model, not a curated record. The transcript has 13 exons. Gene Ontology annotation, cellular component: membrane. The coding region runs from base 1 to 1758 and encodes 585 amino acids. Lineage: Eukaryota; Metazoa; Chordata; Mammalia; Scandentia; Tupaiidae.
AUGACGGUGUCUUGUUGUGGCUUUAAGGCCCAUCUGCUGAUGGGUGCAGUUUCAUUAGAUGAAAGAGCAGGCUGUGAAAUGAUCACAGCCACAGGUGACCGACCAAGGAAAACCCCUCUGUGUGAGGGUGGUACAUACGUUCCUCUGGCUGGAUGGCAAAGGUCUGCAGCGAGCUGUGUUGUGUGUUUGCUCUUUCAGCUCUAUGUGGCCACGGAGGCCAUCCUCAUCGCACUGGUUGGGGCCACUCCGUCGUACCACUGGGACCUGGCAGAGCUCCUGUCCAAUCAGACCCAUGGCAAUCGGUCAGCUGGUGAGGCGCAGGCCUUCGGGGACUGGCUCCUGACGGCCAACGGCAGCGAGAUCCACAAACACGUGCAUUUCAGCAGCAGCUUUACCUCCAUCGCCUCCGAGUGGUUUUUAAUUGCCAACAGAUCAUACAAAGUCAGUGCCGCAAGCUCUUUUUUCUUCAGUGGUGUGUUUGUUGGAGUUAUUUCUUUCGGUCAGCUUUCGGAUCGCUUUGGAAGGAAAAAAGUCUAUCUCACAGGUUUUGCUCUUGACAUCUUAUUUGCUAUUGCAAAUGGAUUUUCCCCUUCAUAUGAGUUCUUUGCAAUAACUCGCUUCCUGGUGGGCAUGAUGAAUGGAGGCAUGUCGCUGGUGGCCUUUGUCUUGCUGAAUGAGUGUGUGGGCACCGCCUACUGGGCACUUGCAGGAUCCAUUGGCGGCCUCUUCUUUGCAGUUGGCAUUGCCCAAUAUGCCCUGUUAGGAUACUUCAUCCGCUCCUGGAGGACCCUAGCUAUCCUGGUUAAUCUGCAGGGAACAGUGGUCUUUCUCUUAUCUUUAUUCAUUCCUGAAUCACCUCGUUGGUUAUACUCCCAGGGUCGACUGAGUGAGGCUGAAGAGGCUCUGUACCUCAUUGCCAAGAGGAACCGCAAGCUCAAGUGUACUUUCUCACUCACACAUCCGGCCAACGGGAGCUACAAGGAGACCGGAAGUUUCCUGGAUCUGUUUCGUUACCGGAUCCUCUUAGGACACACUCUGAUCCUGAUGUUCAUAUGGUUCGUGUGCAGCUUGGUGUAUUAUGGCCUAACUCUGAGUGCAGGUGAUCUAGGUGGAAGUAUUUAUGCCAACCUGGCCCUGUCUGGCCUCAUCGAGAUCCCCUCUUAUCCUCUCUGCAUCUACUUGAUUAACCAAAGAUGGUUUGGUCGGAAGCGGACAUUAGCGGCAUUUCUGUGCCUAGGAGGACUGGCUUGUCUUAUUGUAAUGUUUCUUCCAGAAAAGAAAGGCACAGGUGUGUUUGCGGUGGUGAACAGCCGUUCCUUGUCCUUGCUGGGGAAGCUGACCAUCAGUGCCGCCUUUAACAUUGUUUACAUCUACACCUCUGAGCUCUACCCCACGGUCAUCAGGAACGUUGGGCUUGGAACAUGUUCCAUGUUUUCCCGAGUUGGUGGGAUUCUUGCUCCCUUCAUCCCCUCUCUGAAGUACGUGCAGUGGUCUUUACCUUUCAUUGUCUUCGGAGCCACAGGCCUGGCCUCGGGCCUCCUGAGUCUGUUAUUGCCAGAAACUCUGAACAGCCCACUGCUGGAGACAUUCUCCGACCUCCAGGUGUAUUCCUACCGCAGACUGGGGGAGGAGGCCUUGUCUCUACAGGCCUUGGAUGCCCCGCAGUCCGCAGACAAGGAGAGCAGCACGAUGGGGAGCGAGAGUGAGGAAGAGGAAGAGUUUUACGACGCAGACGAAGAGACCCAGAUGAUCAAGUGAAGAGCCACAGUCCACCUUCAGAAGCAAAGGACCAUCUUCUAUGCCUGGCUAAGGCAGGUUGUCCCAUGAACCAAGUCUAGAAAGACAGGCGUGGCUUGAGCCUACUUGGCAUGGACUAGUGUUUUCAGGCCCAAAGGAAGUUGGAGAAGAGACGUUAUGAAAGACAACACCAGAGUAUUGAGGGAAUAGUCAUCCAUUUGUCCAGAAACUGAAGUCCAGCUCAGAAUCCUAACCUCUGGGCAGAUAGCCCAUUCCAGAGCAGUAGGCUGGUUUAUUUCUAGGGGCUCGAUGAUGUUUUUUCUUCAUCGUGGCCUAAAAGCAGGUUUGUAAGGUAUCUCACCACUUAGGUGGAAUAAGAUGAGUUAUCCUUAAGAUGAAUCUUGAUGCCAUAUUCGACAUCUGCCCUUAAAGAAACCUUCUGAUGCAGGUUGUCUUAAGCAUUUUAAUUGUGUGCCCUCGGAAAGGCUCACAGAGGUCACCGUGAAUUCUGAAGCCAUCAGCCUUCCCUCUACAAUGACCUUGAGCCCUCAGUGUGGUUCCCACCUCCUGGUACACUGGGCUCCUUGUUCCUUGGGUCCCACAGGUGAUUCCCUAGUAAAGCCCACUGCACCAGAGCAGGUCCCUGAGUCAGAGACAUAGCUGUGGCUUCUUGUCAGCUCCCUCUGGUGCUUUAGUUGUGUCAUUUCUUCAUUCUCUCUUCUGCACACCUCCAGAAGCAUUGCCAUCUAAGAUUCCAGUGCCACAGUAACUUUAGGACCGUGUGCAGUAAAUGAUAAAGCUUUAUCACUGCAGAGGCAGUUGAAAGUGACAUGUUGAGCAUUUGGAUAUAUUUAAAAAAAAAAAAACACUUUCAGUUUUUAAUAGGGAGAAAUUAAAAUGAUCUUCCACCAGUUAUUUAUUUUGCUCUCAGUCCUCUGCAUUGGGAGACUUGGACAGCCUUUAUGAAUUUGAACUCUUCUUGUCCUACGUCAGGUCCCACCUACUUAGUCAGAAUUGGAACACACGGUAAUUUCAAAGGAAAUGAUGGUUUUACAGUAAGUGCUACCAGUUUUCAAAUACGUCAGAAUCAUACUUAGUUUCCCAAAAUCAUGUGCUGAAAGCGUGUUUCCCUGAGAAACCUAAACACUGGAUCAAAGAGAAGUAGGAACCUCAAGUUGAGCAGCCUUGCUUUAGGUCACUUUCCCAACCGGGACAAUGUCUGUGUUUUCAGAAUUUCCAUUUCUUCUAAUUUUGUGAAGAAGAAAUCGCACGCAGAGAUGAUGCCGUCAUGAAAGCUUCUGGAAAUCGCAGUGGCGUGAUCUACACCUGGCUCCAUGGGCUCUCCUGCCCCUUUCCACACUGAACUCUUGGUCUGCGCGGAACCAGCCUGCGCCAUCGUAUUUGUAUUUAAGGGGUUUUGUGAAUGUCGUCACGCCCUUUAUUCUGUACUGAACUCUUCAUAAACGGGGCCCAUCUCUAGUACUUCUUGUUUCUCCCUGCUGUGCCCACAACACUGGCUGAGACAUGGUAAGGACCCAAUCAGUGUCACUGUUUCCAGCCGUGAGGGAGAUGUGGAAUUACUCCCAGCGUCAUUUUUGCAAAUCCACGCAUAUCUCACCCAGCCCCCAUAUUGUAGAGUCCUGCUGGCUUCCUCUGGGGAGUGGAGACCUGCUCACUGUUGGGAAGAGAGGAAGAACAGAACGAACGAACGUAGAGACUUGGGGAAGUUCUGUAACCGUCAGGCAUUUAAAAUAAAACAGUGACUUAA